Molecule: messenger RNA, 1248 nt
Organism: Cryphonectria parasitica EP155
Lineage: Eukaryota; Fungi; Ascomycota; Sordariomycetes; Diaporthales; Cryphonectriaceae
Exons: 2
Coding region: 1-1248 (415 amino acids)
Biological process (GO): adenylate cyclase-activating G protein-coupled receptor signaling pathway
Cellular component (GO): plasma membrane
Molecular function (GO): G protein-coupled receptor activity
Source: RefSeq, a predicted model, not a curated record
AUGACCUCUAGCCAAGGAUAUGUGUGGUUUAAUCUCUUCGAUCCGAUCGUCGACCCGCUCGUUCUUCUCGGCAGCUCUCUUUCUCUUGUCUCGACUUUCUGUGUCCUGCUCACCUUUGCUAUCUACCGUCAGGAACAGGGCACUUUCCGACAUGGCCUUGUCUUCAACCUCGCGCUGGCCGAGUUCAUCAAUUCGCUGAACGGCACGGCUUCUGGUGUCUAUUUUGUUAUCACCAAGAAAUUGACCCCGGGUGCUCUGUGCUCCAUCAAUGGCUGGGUGGCCCAGGUCUCUGUUCAGGCUGCUGACUUUUCUAUGUUUGCCAUAGCAGUAAUUACUCUCUUGACUGUCACCGAAAAAGUCUAUAUGCCGGCGGUGUCUCGCACCAAGAAGAUCCUAAUCUGUCUAUCGAUAUGGAUCGUUCCUUUAGCCACGGGGUGCAUCGCCGUGGCAAAGGGAGUCAUGAUGCCUUCCGGUGCAAAUUGGUGCUGGAUCUCAGCAUCACGUACCGACCUGCGCUACGGCCUCAACCACGGCUGGCGGUUUGCCAUCAUCUUGUUCAUCAUUGGCAUCUAUUCCUACGUCUACUACCACACCUCUCGGCGAUUCAAGCACCUGGCCACCACCACCUCGCAGCCAACCGACUACUACACCAGGGCCAGCGUUGCGAGUAGAGCCUCUGUUCAGAAGCCGGCCGAGAAGAUGAUUGUCGAGCUACCAAGUCAAGAAGCUGCACAAGAAGGGUAUGAUGAUGAUGAUCGAGAAAUGCGUGGUCGAUCGUGGCUCAGACUGUCAAGCUCCUCCAUGGACUUUCCUGUCCACCCUCCCGACCUGGCUGUCUUGAAGGAAGAUGUCACCAUGAGUCGGACGACAACAGCCUCCACGCUGAGCACCUUGGACGAGUAUCCCCUCGAGAGGGAACCCCUAGAGCAGGCUCCUCUGGAACGACCAGGCACGUCUGCCACACACACACUGCCACACACCAAGCAGACCGAGCGAGAGGUCAAGCGCAUGUUGCUGCUGAACGCAUACCCCUUUCUUUAUGUUAUUUUGUGGAUACCAGGACUGGUGAACCGACUUCUUCAGGCGGCGGGCGACACGCCUUCCAGCAGGGUGCUGGAUGCCCUGCAAGCUGCCAGUGCUUUCAUCGGUUUUGCCAAUGCGGUGACAUAUGGGUUCAACCGUAAUCUGAGGCAGAGGAUAUCGACCGAUAUCUGGUGUUGGUGGGCUGGGAUAAGAAGAAGAGGUUGA